AUUUUAUAACAGCAAUUAAAUAUACAUCCGUAUUUUCAAGCUAGUAACGAAGUACUUAACUACUGGGCUGUAGAGACCCUCGGGGACUAACAGUCCACCAGCAGAGGCCUCGACCCAGGGGUCAUAAUGUAAAACUUAUACGGUACCAAGUUUGAUGCACCAGAUGCGCAUUUCGACAAAUAAUGUCUCUUCAGUGAUGCUCAACCGAAAUGUUUGAAAUCCGAAAUAACUAUGAAGUUUUAAAUCUAAAUAUAGCCAAAAACAGCGUGCCAAACAAGUGGAGCCAAAUUCGUCCAAGGAUAAUAGCUAUAUAAGAGUACUCUUAUAUAGUAAUUAGGCCCCCAAGCGAUAUAAGUGCCCGUGAUUCCAAACACUGAGUAUGAUACGUUGGAAAAUCUUUGUUUUUUCCUCAUACAAACUAAGAUAAUUUUCUCGCAUAUCAGACGGGAAACCAUGUUUCCUUGAUUCUCGGAUUUCGUGAUAGUCAAGUACUUACAUGUACCUAAAAUAGUUAUUUUAGGGGAUGUCAUCCAGAACUGUGAUAAUUCUAACUAUAGCAUGAACUUCCCAUGAAUUAACGAGGGGGAAAUUCUCUCUCGAUCGGAAACAAAGACGUGGUAAAUACAUCGGAGAACUAUUCCACUACAGUUGUAUACAUACUGAGAAAACAAAAUGACCGGAUGGCUGAGAAGUUUAUUCAUUAUAAUGAUGUUUAUAGAGGGCUGUAGAGGAUUUUUCAAUGGAACCUGGUUUGAAGCUCAAAAAAAUUGUCAAAAUCAGGGUGGAAAGUUACCCAUCAAUCCAUCAGAAUCAACAGAUGGAUUUUAUCAAUGGACUGCUUAUCAUAAAAGAUUGUCUUCAUGGAUAAAAAUAUUAGGGUGCUACGAUGAGAAUAUUUCAUACGAAAUGAAGCGGAAUGUUUCAUCCCUUGGAGAAUGUCAAGAAUUGUGUACAUCAAAGAAUAUAUCUACAUUUGGUAUUCAGAUGACUACGUGUAUUUGUGUAGACCAUCCUAGUGAUACAAUACCCUUGCCUCCGGAGAACUGUAGCUAUAACUGUACCCAAAAAACGAAAAUGAACAUGUUUCUUUUCAAUACAUGUGGUGGACCAUCUGCUUUCAACAUGUAUAAAUCAGACACUCCAUUUGAAAACGGAAUUGUAACUUCAGAACAAAACAGUACUUGUGUAGGAAUCCAAUGUGGAGGCGAUUCCAAAUACCUAUACGUUGAUAACUGCAAGUUACUAGACCACAAGGAUUGCCAGGGAAACGGUAAUCGAAGUUCAGAAUCCAGUUUGAGGCAGGGAAUGAAAAACUGUAAAAUCUCUCGGUCACUUUCGUAUCUACUUGGGAAUUUCCAUAUGGAAAAAAUAACUCAAGGAUGUCAUUUAUUCACUAAAACGAUGGCUGAACAAACAAGGCUUGGAAUAGCAAAUCAAAUUUAUGAUAGCAGUUCUUAUAAAGAAUUACAUACGAAAUAUCAGGAAGUCGUGGAAUGUCAGGAAUGCUCCAAUAGUUCCUGCAGAUUUGUAAACUGUUCAACAACGGGAAAGUACCUAUGCAAAGGUGUACGUGGUGCUAGUAGCAGCCCGACAUCUAGAGGAGCCUUUGUGAAAACAAAUAUUCAACCGACAGUAUAUUUUGGUAUAAACCUCACCACAUUGUAUACACAUGUUUCUACUAUAACUGCGACAUGGGAGAUACCGGAGAGUGAAGAUGAUUCACCAACCAUUGCAACUUUAUUUCCAGUCAUUGCAGUUGUAGUCGUUGUUGUUAUGAUAGCAUUGCUGUUGCUUGUUGUACUUUUCAGGAGGAAAACAAGACAAAUACAAAAUAGGAGCCACCCUCAGAGGUCAAUGCCGAAUGCUCACAACAAUACAGAAAUGACAGCAACCUCAACUAUCUAUAAUGUAGUCAGAUCAAGAAAAGAGUCUAGCAAAUUAGAAAGUGAGAGGGACAUUGAGAAAGAGAGCCCAUAUAGUAAAGGCGAGGAUGGAGUGUAUGAUCACCCCAGAAACAAUCAAGCUAGACGGAAACAAACCGAAGAUAUAUACCACCAUGCUUCCAUUGUUACAUCCAACUACGCUGAAAUGAAUGAGGUACAAACGAGUCGUAUUGACAACAUCUAUGACCGCUCUGGUUCAUGCACGAAAACCUCAGAUGACAACGCCUAUGAUCAGGCAGAUAUCAGGGCCCCUCCAAUGGGGGCGUCUGUUUCCUCACAAUAGCAUAUGAUUUCCAACAAGUAUGUGUAAUCUGUGUGAAAAUGAUGAUUCAAUUUAGUGCUAUUGAAAAUUGUGUGAAAAAUGCAUAGUUCUAUAAAAACCAAAAUGCAAUAUAUACAUGUACCCUUUAGAGAGAUGGUGGGGUUGUUAAUGAUCAAUGAGAAGUAGCUUCAUGAAUAUAUUUUUUUUGUGAUUUCUUCUUUUGGAAGCUAAUUUUAAUUCCUACAAAGGACGUAUGAUAGGACGUGCAGAGAGACAGCAUUUGUCACGAGUGUCAUAAUAAAAAUAAAUAGUAGCCUGUUUGAUUCCACAAAAUUGCAUAUUCAAAUAUUUUGAAACAGAUUUUAGUUCCAAAUAUGCGUAUGAUUUGUAUUAGCCAUGUUGUAAUAAAUUUUAGCCGAUAA
This is a messenger RNA of Ostrea edulis (European flat oyster), 2627 nucleotides long. RefSeq lists its product as uncharacterized. The record is from RefSeq and is a predicted model, not a curated record. Bases 673 to 2226 code for a protein of 517 amino acids. The transcript has 11 exons. Lineage: Eukaryota; Metazoa; Mollusca; Bivalvia; Ostreida; Ostreidae.